AUGGAUUUCAACAGCAUUCGUUUUCCGCAGCAGCAAGAUCUUCGCAAUUUUCUUUACACUUCUCAUGGAGAAACCUAUGAUCGAACGCUUCAUUUGAUUGAAGAGAAAACGCGUUUGAAACGGGAACAAAUUUUCUACGGUUUAUUGGGAUUAGUGUUGAUCUAUUUGAUCUUCGGUUCUUUAGCUCAAUUUGUCUGUAAUCUCAUUGGAUUCGCGUAUCCCGCGUACGCUUCGGUUAAGGCAAUUCGAUCCCCAUCAAAAGGAGAUGACACACAAUGGCUAAUCUAUUGGACGGUGUUCGCUUCAUUCUCGAUGCUCGAUUUCUUUACCGAUUCCCUUCUGCACUAUUUCCCAUUUUAUUAUGUAGCAAAGGUUAUUUUCCUUCUCUACUUGUACUUGCCACAAACAAGAGGAGCUCUCUUUUUCUAUUCAUCGAUCAUCGAUCCUGCAAUCACCACCAUUGAUCAAUGGCUGAACUCAAGAAAUAUCACAUCAAUGGAAAACCGAGACUUCAGAAAAACGAAC
Mesorhabditis belari is the source of this 525-nucleotide messenger RNA. NCBI's taxonomy places the organism in Eukaryota, Metazoa, Nematoda, Chromadorea, Rhabditida, Rhabditidae. The record is from the annotation of a GenBank genome assembly.